AUGACUUCUUACAAUCGUAAAUUAUAUUCAACCCAUUUAUCUCCUCCAGAAAUUUAUUCUUCUUUUGCUCCUUUUAUAACGGAGAACGUUUUACCAUUCUGUGAAAAAUGGUUCCAACCUCAUAAAGAUUUAAUAAAAAAUAUUGAUAAACAAAUGAGACAAGAAUGGAAACAAUAUUUUAAAAAUCAUCCAGAAGAAAAGAUGAUAAAUGAAUUAAUUAACAAAGAUAAAUUGCCGGGGUUCAAUUAUCUUAUUUACUUUGAAUGGUGUGCUAAUAAGGGAGGUUAUGAAUUCAUCCUUGGAUCAGAUUAUGGUGUGUGUGUCGCUGUCAUGACUAAGUCAUUUCAAAGACACCACAUAAUUAGUCAGAGAAAUGAAAGAAAUAGUGUUAUUCAAGAGGCUAAACAGAUAGCUAUAGAUAACUCGAUUACGAUACUUAAAGCUGCUUAUUCUGCUGAUGUUAACAUAUUUAAGUUUGACAAUGAUCAUGAAAAAAAAGUUGCCAAUCUAAUUGAAAAAUUAACCAAGACUGAUCACGAUAGUAAUAGAAGUGAAUCUGAAGAAAACUAUUAUAAAGAAAAUGAACAACACACCGUAUUUCAAGAUUGGAGUUAA
Molecule: messenger RNA, 615 nt
Organism: Funneliformis geosporum
Lineage: Eukaryota; Fungi; Glomeromycota; Glomeromycetes; Glomerales; Glomeraceae
Source: the annotation of a GenBank genome assembly